AUGUAAUAAGUAGAAGAGAAAUGGUUGAUAUGUGCUGAUCCUGAUAGUGGCUAGAUAUAUACUUUAAAUAUAAAUACUAAUGAAGUGAGAAUCGAAUAGGAUGUAGAUUAAGAUUAUAGAUAAAAAGCAUUAUAAGCAAUCCAAUAAAUUGAAUCAAUGCUCAAAUUAAAGACAGGUAGUACUAUAUAUUCUAUUUUAAGGUACUUGGUUGAUGGCUUCAAAGUAGAUUGAUUAAUAUAGAAGAAGAAAGAUUCCAUCUUAUUUGCUCCAUAAAUAAUCAUCUUCAAUUCCAACAUAUUUAUGUUAAUCAACCCUCAGUCAAGCAUUUGUCAAAGUAAAUUCAAUAAAGCUUUAAGUUAAAUUAAAUCAAUAUAGAGAAUUAUUUUAAAAUAUGCCUGCUGAAGUAUAAUUAAUGGAAAAACCUAAUAUUGUUGAAAUUGAAGCAGGUUUGGUUACUGGAGCUGAUGAAGUUAUUAAGAGUGUUCUUAGAGAAGUCUAUUAGAGAUUUAGUGUGAAAUUGAGACCAAAAGACGACAAAAAUCAAUUUAUUUUAUAAAUCUCUGGUUUUAAAGAAUUUUUAACUGGGAAUCAUCCUAUGUUAUCUUAUGAUCGUGUUAGAGUUUAAUUAAGAGGAAUGAAACAUUUGGAAGUGAUUUUAACUGAGAUUCCCAAAUAAUCGAAUUAAACAUUUCUAUUCCCUCCAAUCAUUCAUAGAAUUAAAGGAGGUGAACCCUUUCCCUAGAUUGAUUGGAGUAAAUUUAGAGAUGUUCCUGCUUUGUUAUGGUAUUCACCACAACCAUUACCUAAAUAUGAAUCUGAAAUAGCUGUUACACGUUUGUCAGUAGGACCAUCUCCAUAAAUUAAAUUAGAUAAGAUUAAAGUAUCAAAUAGUCAAGAUUUAUUUACUAAUCAUUAUGACAGAAUUAAGAGGAUAUCAAUUGAUGAAAAUCCAAUUCGUCCUCCAUCUCAAGAAAAUUAUGGAUAAAAACAGAAAACUAGUGGAUAAAUAUAUGAUUUGAUAUCUAUGAGAAAUGAAUUAUAGAAAUUAAAUAUGUUAAAAAUUGAACAAAAUGUACUUUACUCUGGAGAAUGUGAUUGGCCUUUUAGUGUAAAGAUAUGUUCUAUUGAAAACUUAUUGUAAACAUUAGAAUAAGAUAACAAAUUUGAAAAACAACACCAAAGAGCUACUUAUAAUGGAUUAAUACCUCCACUUUAUAUUACAAAAAAGAAUGCUGGAACUAAAGUUGAAGAAGAACAACAUAAAUAAAGUAAUAAGAAAAAUGAUGAAUCAGACAUUAAUACUAAAAGAUAAUAAGUUCAUCUUAAAUUACACAAAAGAACAGGACGUGUCUUAGACCCCAAAAAUAUUGAUAUCAAAAGAUAUAUUCCUUUUGGAGGCUAAGAUAAUCUUGAUGAAUUAGCUACUUUACAAGAGAGAUACGAUUUAGACUUUUUGCCUUAUCUAAUUUCAGUAUAAGUAAGCUUAUUUCAUGGAUGCAAAUUACUCACUCCUUGGUGUUAAGCAGAAACUAAAAAAUAACCAUUUAGUUAAUGUCCUAAAUUUUAUUAGACUAUUACAUUUUAAGGCAUUAAAAUAUCUUAAUUACCAUAAGAAGCUAGAUUAUGUUUUAAUAUUAUUGCACAUAGUGCUACUGGAUAAUAAUAAAUUAUUGGAUGUACAACUAUGUAUAUCUUCUAUGAAGAAAGAAAGUUUAGAUCAUCCAUUAAUUAAUUAAACAUUUGGCCAUUCUAUAAAAUUGACCCUAGAUUACUUUGUAUGGGUUAAUAUUGGGGAUGGGUUAAAUAAUGGAAUUAAUAAUUGAUUGUUUCUCAGCAAAACAAUAAAAAUUAAUUUUAUAUCUCUUCUCAACUUGUUAAUAAAUCUUAUGGCAGAUUAUUAAUUUAAUUGGAUUAAUUUAAUUAAACUAUGAAAUGGAGUCUUAGAGAUGAAAAAUAAAUGGAAGAAUUAGGUUUCUCUAAAUCUGCUAGAUCAUAAAGAUAUUAUGAAAUGAGAAAUAAAUUUAUUCCAAAUUCUGAUUAUUCGAAUUAUCAACAAUCACAAUCAUCAGCCUUAACAUAGGAUCAAUUCAAUUCUGCAUAUUAAAAUACAAAUAAGAAUUCAGCAUAUUAAUAAAUAAAUUCUAAUUCACAAUCAAAUAGUUUUAGCAAUUCUCAAUUAUUCUUAAAAAAAUAAAGAACUGGAAUGGCAUCUUUUUAUAAUGUACAUUAAAGAUAACAUACUAAUCCUUAUGAAUAAUAUAUGUAAGUUGGAUACUCUUCGUAAGAUUAAGGAACAAUACUUCGUUUUGGAGAUAUGCAAGAUAGAUAGACACAUUUUGCAUAAUCAAUGAUGCAUAUGAAUUAGGGUAGCAGUUUUAAUGUACAUGAUUAAUCUAGUACUUAAUUGAGCACCUUUAAAUUAAGUCAUCAAUUCUCAUAAUAAAGUAUAUAGUAGAAUUAGAGCUACUAAGAGAAUUAUAAUUAAGUAUUUCCUUAUAAAAAUUGGUCAACAACUCCAAGGACCGAAGAUCUUGCUAUCUUGUAAGCUUUGUUAAAAUAUAAUCCAUUAAAUAGACCAUAUUAUACAGAUUAACAUAAAUACAUUUUAAUGAUCUGUAGGAACCAUUAUAAAACAUUACCUUACGCAUUAUAAAUCUUUUUAAUGGCCAUUGAAUGGGAUGAUCCAGAAUAAGUCAGAGAAGCUCAUAAUAUGAUUAAAUUAUGGACACCUCUACCUCCAGAAGAUGCAUUACCUUUAUUGGAUGCACAAUUUGCAGAUGAAACUGUUAGACUCUAUGCUGUUGAAAGAGUAAGUAUUUUAUCUGAUGAUGAAUUACAAUUGUAUAUGUUAGAAUUGACAUAAUGUUUAAUGUUUGAGAAACAUCUAUUCAAUCCAUUAGCUGAAAUGUUAUUAGAGAGAAGUCUGCAAAAUCCAUGGGUAGUAGGACAUGAAUUAUUUUGGUUGCUUAAGGCUUAAUUACAUGUAAGACCAUCUUAUGAAAGAUAUUCUUUAUUGUUAGAAUAACUAUUAAUGCUUUGUGGAGAAUUUAGGUAACAAUUAAUGAAUGAAGUUCUUGUGGAUAAUGAAUUAUUUAAUAUUGCAUAAAAGAUCAAGGAAGAAAAUAUACCAAAAGAUUUACGCUAACAUUAUUUGAAAACAGAAUUAUUGUAACUUUAUCCUAAAUUGCCAAAACCAUUCUCGUUUGCUUUAGAUUCAAGAAUGGAAGCAUAAUCAAUAUAAUAUGAUAAAUGUAAGGUUAUGGAUUCUAAGAAAAUGCCUUUAUGGCUAGCUGUAAUACCUAAAUGUCUUGAAAAUGAUGAUGAAUUAUAAUUAUAACAACCAAUCAACAUAAAAUAAUAAGAAGAAAAUCUUAAUGGAAAUAUCUCAGUCAUCAUACCACAAGAUGAAAAUCUACAUAAUAAUACUAAAUAAUAAUAGGAUUAAAAGGAAUAAAAAGAAUAAAUUGAAGAAGAAGAGUAAAAUAAAUAACAUCUUCUUAAAAUCAUUUUUAAAACUGGUGAUGACAUUAGAUAAGAUAUGUUGACACUAUAAUUAAUAAAAAUUAUGGAUAAGAUAUGGUUAGAUGAUGGUUUAGAUUUUAGAAUGAAACCUUAUAAAACUAUAUCUACAUAAGACAAUGUGGGAAUGAUUGAAGUUGUUAGCAAUUCUUUGACGAUUGAGAAAAUUCAUGGUUAAGGAGGUCUUAUGGGGGCAUUUUAAUAAAAAACUAUAUGGAAUCAUUUGAAAAAGAAAAAUAGUGAGCCUCAAUCAUUUGAAACUGCUACUGAUAAUUUUCUUAGAUCUUGCGCAGGUUAUUGUGUUGCAACUUAUGUUCUUGGAAUUGGAGAUAGACAUUCAGGUAACAUUAUGAUUACAGACACUGGUCAUCUAUUUCAUAUUGAUUUUGGCCAUUUCUUGGGGAAUUUCAAAUAGAAGUUUGGAAUUAAAAGAGAGAGAACUAAAUUUGUAUUAACUGAAGAAGUAUUAUUAUUUAUUAACAUUAGAUGGCAUUUGUUAUGGGAGGUAGAGAUGGAGAUCUCUUUAAAAAGUUUUAAUAGGAUUGUACUAAUGCUUAUAACUUAGUCAGAAAACAUGGUCAUUUUCUUAUUAAUAUAUUUUUAAUGAAUUUAUCUGCUGGUAUGCCUGAAUUGUAAUAGGCUUCAAAUGUAAAAUAUAUAGAAGAUUAAUUGGCUUUAAAUAUAUCUGAUUAAGAAGCAACUGCAAAAUUUAAAUAAGAGAUUAUCAUAUCUCUUAAUGACACUUGGAGAUAAAUAGAUAAUUGGUUUCACUAUAUCAGAAGAAAUUGA
Messenger RNA from Paramecium pentaurelia, 4308 nucleotides. Lineage: Eukaryota; Ciliophora; Oligohymenophorea; Peniculida; Parameciidae. The record is from the annotation of a GenBank genome assembly.